This is a messenger RNA of Cercospora beticola, 1278 nucleotides long. Its product is annotated as phospholipase D-like domain-containing protein. The record is from RefSeq and is a predicted model, not a curated record. Gene Ontology annotation, molecular function: catalytic activity. Lineage: Eukaryota; Fungi; Ascomycota; Dothideomycetes; Mycosphaerellales; Mycosphaerellaceae.
AUGUCCGAAACGGCCAAUAUCCGCUCAUUGACCUUUGGAACCGGAUACCAAAUAUUCAAGUCCUCAAUUCUCCCCGCCAUCGAAUCUGCCGAAGAAGAAGUCAUCCUCACAACCUGUUUCUGGGCUGCAAGUCCAACGCGUGACGCGCUCAAUGACACGCUCCUCAAGUUGAGUGCCAAAGCUCUCGCCCGGAGUCCACCGAAUUCAUCCGUCAGGAGAAUUAAAGUCCGGAUCGGCUUCUCCUCUUCAUCAUUAUUGCAAAAACUCUUCCAUACAUCCUCACCUUCUGGACGUAUUUACUCUCCUUCGGAAUGGAGUAAGAAACUAGGACUUCCUGCUGCUGAAGACUUGGAGGGGCUCGAUCUGGAAGUCACGAGUAUCUUCUUCUUGCCUUUCAGUGUUUGGCACCCGAAAUUUGUGGUAGUAGACCGGAAGGAGGUGUUCUUGCCAAGCUGUAAUGUCUCGUGGGAGGAGUGGUUUGAGGGAUGCGUGAGGCUGGACGGAAGCGAACUCGUGAGGGACUUUUUGAAAUUCUGGGAGCUGAAAUGGAGGGGAAGACUUGAAGGACUGGAGUCUUCGCUGCAGACUGGAGAAUCAGGGCACGAUUCAAGGCCCACGACGAACUCUCUGGGGCUGGAAAAUGUCAAGUAUAAGUUCUUGCCUUCGCCACAUCACCGUAAUCCGAGGUUUCGAUUCUUUCCCUGGCAGAAGUGUGCUGAUCCCCCAAGGACGCCACUGAACGUGGAGUUGCUGGAGUUGUUCGCUGGGGCGAAGAAGAGCAUAUAUGUGCAGAGUCCAAAUGUGACGUGCCCACCUGUCCUGAAGCACCUCCUCGACGCAGUGAGGCGAGGCGUGGACGUCACGAUUGUCACGAGUGAGAAGCUCAUGAUACUGGAGCAGCUGGUCACAGCAGGCACUACAACGAGCAGAUGCAUGGGCAAGCUGGUGAAGAGUCAUCAGACCAUGGUACAGGCUCCUCGAGAUGUAGAGGCAGGCGCUGCAGCUGCUGGGUCUUUGCGCAUCUCUUAUUACGUGCCACGAUCGAGAACUACAGCCACGGUUGGCGAGCCGGUUCAAUCGCAUCUCAAGCUGACGAUUGUUGACAACGAAGCAAUCGUGUUCGGCAGCGGCAACAUGGAUCGUGCUUCGUGGUACACGAGCCAAGAGCUAGGUGUAGCGUUCUACUCCAAUGAGCUAGUAGCCGAGACCAAGCAAAAGCUGCAGCAUCAGCUGGAAGGGCGAACGAAGCUCUAUUACGAAGCUACAAAAGGCAGCUAG